This is a messenger RNA of Caenorhabditis remanei, 987 nucleotides long. RefSeq lists its product as uncharacterized. The record is from RefSeq and is a predicted model, not a curated record. The coding region runs from base 1 to 987 and encodes 328 amino acids. The transcript is spliced from 5 exons. Lineage: Eukaryota; Metazoa; Nematoda; Chromadorea; Rhabditida; Rhabditidae.
AUGGAACGUGAAAUGGAUCAUGCAGAUCACGUUGUCAAAUCUAGCAAUCGUACCCCAAAUGAAUUUGAAGACGUUGAACAGGUUCAACGAGAUAUUUCUCAAAUCAUAGAUCAAGCUGAACAAUUGGCCAGAAAGAACCCGGAAAAGGCAGGAAUGAUGAGUCAAGCACUGCUGGAAAUCGUUCAAAUGUGCGAACGAAGCGAUACAACAGAUGUUGGCCAGUUGUUUGCGAAACUGGCUACGAGAAACGACAAAAACAUUUUUAAAUGCUGCCCGACUCCUUCCACAUAUAUCACCACCGCAUCUUCCCAAUUCAAUUGGUUAUUGAAUUCGGAGCCGGGAGAUCCGAUCGGGGUUAUGGAAACCCCAAAUGAUGCCGCUCGCUAUAUCCAACUCUACACACGCGGAGAAGGAUUCUUAACCCUGAAGCAAAUGGACAUGCCACUUAUCACUGUGGUCAUACGGAAAACAAUAGUACUGAAGAUCUACGGAAGUCAGGUGGUGUUCACAUUGUUUCUACACGUCUACGAUUCAAAUCAGAAUUCAAAAUGUUAUGAUCGUUGCUCUUCAGUGGAACGAAGCCAUCUGAAUCACUUCAAAACUUCCAGUUCCACAAGAAUGCUCAUUGACAUGGAGAACGUUCAAAUGCGAGUGAUUAUGAACGGGCCUUCUAUAAACUUAUACUAUCCAACGGAAGCGACGAAGCGAUUUUUGGAAACCAAUUUCACAAAAAAAGUAUUUAAAGAACAGACUCCGGAAAAGGAAAACUUUGAUCUUCUCUUCUACAGUGACGGCAUUCAAUUGGAUCUCACAGUCUCCAAUUUCGACGUAUCCUUUGUGAACAUUGAUACUGAAAUCAUGGUCCUUAUUGAUUUCAUUCACAAAAUCCGUUCCAAGAAGAAGUGGUUCUGGGCAAUCUUCAUCACAAAAAACCGAGAAAUGUAUAAGAUUGAGAACGCUGUUUUGAAACUUCUCUUGUGUAUUUAA